UGGCUCUGCCACUCCAGUGGUAGUGGUGGUGGUGUCUGCGUGUGAGGUCUCCCCUCCACGUGGUUACGCAUUCUGCGUGGCUUUCUUCCUUUGCCAGUUCAACAUAACCCGUAGCGAGUCCUUACCGCCAUUGCAAGUCGUCCUUUUUUACUUACACAGCUGCUAUAAAAAAUGACAGGUUGAACGAGAAAUGUCUCUCGGCUGUUGUAGUUUUAUAUAAAACAUUUUUUUUUACACACAAAUCUCUUGCGCCACGUGUGUGUAAGGGAGGAGGAUGAAUAGGCAAAGGGGCGCACAGGGGAUUGCAUUAUCGGGUUCGUAGCAGUUACGAGAACAUCCAACGCUAAGUUCACUUUGGCUUCUAAGACCAGCCUACGCAGCAACAAUCGAUUAGCAUUAAUAAUAAAUAUAUUAUUUUAUAGGGCGUCGCUACUCCGCCGUUGUCUCGUAUCGUCCUACGCAGUCUGUGUGUGUGCCCUCCUUUGCUUUGCUUGGGCCUUACACUUUUUUUUAUGCGCCGCGGAUUCGCCCCGAUGGUAAUUCUCGCUGCACGAGGCACCACGGCGGCGAGGUGGCUGGCGCCGUGGUGGUUUACCCCGUAAAGAAAGAAAGGGGGCCUCUGGGUGCUGUCGUGGAGGGUGUGGAUGGUGGUUGCGGGUGGAGGUGGUGGUGGUAGGAGGCGCGGUGUGGAUCGAUCUGGACAUGCGACGGGAAGAUAUGGCCCAUCUAUACCGUGCACGGGGCCUCAUGGCCGGCUUCUGCUGCUGUUGGGCCGGCGCAUGUGUUCGCCGAGCUCGGCACCACCACCACAACAACCACCACCUCCACCAACAGCAGCAGCAGCAGCACCACCAGCAUCACCACCAGCAGCACCGGCAGCGUAGGACCUCCCCAACGUGCAUGGCUUGCACGCCCAGAACUCUUUCCACAAACGUGCCACCAACACAGCAGCCUCCGUCGUCGUCGUCAUCAUCUUCAUCUUCUUCAACAUCGUCAGCCCUGGCUUCUGUGGCGGUGGUCGCGUUGUCUCCGCUGGCGAUGUCGGUGAUGGCGGAUGGAGAGCUGGGAUGCUACAGGCCCCAGGCAGGGCACAACGAGAACAUCCAGGACUCUGGCCUGUCUAACGAUGGCUUUCCGGACUCUAUGGCGCCUUCCCUGCGCACGUGCUACCGCUAUCUCAACCAGACGAGCCGCUCCUUCGCCGCCGUCAUUCAAGCGCUGGACGGGGAGCUCAGGGACGCCGUGUGCAUCUUCUACCUCGUGCUGCGGGCGCUGGACACGGUGGAGGACGACAUGACGAUCCCCAACGCCGCCAAGGUGCCCAUGCUGCGCGACUUCCACAGCUUCCUGUACCAGCACGAGUGGAGCUACUCGCUGAGCAACGAGAAGGACCGCCAGGUCCUGGAGGACUUCCCUACGAUCUCGCUGGAGUUCCGCAAGCUGGCCAAGAUUUACCGGGAUGUCAUUGGCGACAUCUGCCAGCGCAUGGGAGCGGGCAUGGCUGAAGUGCUACAGAAGAAAGUGGGCUCCAUGCAGGAAUGGGAUCAGUACUGUCACUACGUGGCGGGCCUGGUGGGGAUCGGGCUGUCGCGGCUGUUUGCGGCGUCGGGUCUCGAGGACGUGGUGGUGGGAGAGGACGCGGCGCUCGCCAACUCCAUGGGGCUCUUCCUGCAGAAGACCAACAUCAUCCGAGAUUACCUGGAGGAUACUCGCGACCGCAGGGAGUUCUGGCCUCAGGAGGCGUGGAGCAAAUACGCGGGGAGCCUGUCGGACUUGGCACGCCCUGAGAACCUGUGCGCGGCCGUGGGCUGCCUCAACGAGCUGGUGACCAACGCGCUGGGCCACGUGCCAGACGUGCUCACCUACCUGUCGCGCCUGCGCAACCAGAGCGUCUUCAACUUCUGCGCCAUCCCCCAGGUGAUGGCGAUCGCCACGCUGUCCGCCUGCUACAACAACCCGGCGGUGUUUGGCGGCGUCGUGAAGAUCCGCAAGGGCCAGGCGGUCACGCUCAUGAUGGACGCUACGAGCCUGGCGUCGGUGCGCGCCAUGAUGCUGCAGUACGCACAGGAGAUCCAGCGCUGCAUCCCGCCCGACGACCCUUCGGCAACCCAGACGCGCAACAUCGUGCUGCGCAUCAAGGCCAUGUCGCGCGCGGGCGCAUCGUCGUCGGCAGGCGGUGGCGACAGCGGCGACGCGCAGGAGGAAGAGGAGGUUAACGGCCGCCAUCAGGGGACUGGCUUCAUAUCGCCGCUGAGCCUCACCAUGGGAAUGGUUCUGGCCGCGUUGGGCUGGCAGUACUGGGCCACGGUGCAGGGGGUCGCUGCCAAGUACCUGCAGGGCCUGUGAUGAUGACAACGAUUGCCCCCUCCGUCUUUGAACUGGUGGACCUCCUCGAUGCGCCCAGCCAAUCUGUAAAUAUAUAUCCCAAGCGCCCUGCCCGUACCAUUGCUGUGACCACUGGUGAUUCACGUUGCGUUUUUGAGAAAUGCCCCUUCUCCCCCUUCCGAGAAUUUGUUCCAAAUGAAAAAGGUUGUCGUGAUGGAAGCGGGGUGGCCUCCCUACGUCCGUGUAGGAAGGCGCGCACGCAUGGCGGCUGAUGGGGUUGUGCUUCUGCGCAGGGUUGUGGUUGUUGAUAUCCCUCUCGCAACCCCAUGUUGGAAAAACCCUGGCUUUGCUUCUCGGUGUCGUGCACGUGUCGCGUCUUAACAGGGAGGCGAGCGGCAAUGGGAUUAGAAGUGCCGCAAUAUUUGUAGAAAGUGAUGCGUUUGCUGGUGGGGAGGAAGUAGUUCUCUUGGCUGCCAGUUAGUGGCAGUUGAAUUGCGCGGAAGUGGACGAAUAAAUACGUAAGAUCCGUGCAGACUUUUAACUGAUUGAGGGUGCUUCGCUGUCGUGUUAGUUUAAGAAACGUUUUAAAUGUUUACAGACGACAUGAGAAAAAUUGGCAAACCACGUGGUUUCCAGUUGACCGCACAAAUGACUUGGCCAGCUCAAGCCAGUCCGCGUCGUGUUCAUUCUGAAGUGGUGUCGUGUUUGUCUCUUUGCGUUUGUUGCUUAAUCUCGGGCGCUGUGGCUCGCUUGACCCCCUCUCCCUGUUGAGGCUUUGUACCAUAUCUGGAGCGCAACGACGGGGCUAGUCGCGUGUAAAUUAACGACAGUAGAAAUUAUAAACAACUAAAUAUUUCUACGCUGUGCUUUUGCAGGUGGUAACUUCUAUUAAAAAAAAGUUGACUAUAAAACUGCAAGCUCUCCCCAUGGGGGUCGGUCGUUACUUUAAAAUGGGGCGAGCAAUCUCUGAUUUUAACGCGACGAUUUGAACGAAAUAAAGUAUGACGAUUAUGACAAUAAAGAAUAUUUUUGGUA
Messenger RNA from Lethenteron reissneri (Far Eastern brook lamprey), 3360 nucleotides. RefSeq names its product farnesyl-diphosphate farnesyltransferase 1 (gene FDFT1). NCBI's taxonomy places the organism in Eukaryota, Metazoa, Chordata, Hyperoartia, Petromyzontiformes, Petromyzontidae. Gene Ontology annotation, molecular function: squalene synthase [NAD(P)H] activity. Gene Ontology annotation, cellular component: endoplasmic reticulum membrane. Gene Ontology annotation, biological process: farnesyl diphosphate metabolic process; cholesterol biosynthetic process. The record is from RefSeq and is a predicted model, not a curated record.